Messenger RNA from Botrytis deweyae, 1737 nucleotides. RefSeq lists its product as uncharacterized. NCBI's taxonomy places the organism in Eukaryota, Fungi, Ascomycota, Leotiomycetes, Helotiales, Sclerotiniaceae. The record is from RefSeq and is a predicted model, not a curated record. Gene Ontology annotation, molecular function: proton-transporting ATPase activity, rotational mechanism. The transcript is spliced from 6 exons. Gene Ontology annotation, cellular component: proton-transporting V-type ATPase, V0 domain. Gene Ontology annotation, biological process: proton transmembrane transport. Bases 274 to 762 code for a protein of 162 amino acids.
GAUUAUCUGUCAGUGCACUUCACUGGGUGCAGUACGUACUGUAUACUGUAUUGUGUGUGUGUGCAUCGUGCUCUGUCUGUACGGAGGAUUGCGUAGAAAGAGAAAAGAGGCGCUUGUCUAACUUCUUACUAUUAGCUCCACCCAACUGAAAGCCUGGAUUUGGAUAGCUUUCAUCAAACAACACAACAACACUCAUUUCGCAACCUCUCAACUGUCAACUGUCAAUUUCCAUCCAACUUUAGUACCUCAAUACACUUCCCGAGUAAAUCAACCAUGGCAGAAUCAGAUCUGGCCCCAAAGUUCGCCCCCUUCUUUGGAAUGGCUGGUAUCGCCUUUGCGAUGACUUUCGGAUGUAUCGGUGCCGCAUAUGGCACGGCAAAGUCUGGUAUCGGAAUCGCAGGUGUUGGUACUUUUAGACCUGACUUGAUCAUGAAGUCACUCAUCCCUGUGGUCAUGUCUGGUAUCAUUGCAGUCUACUCUCUCGUCAUCGCCGUCCUUAUAGCUGGAGAUAUGGGACCUCCUCCUGGCCAGAGUUACAGUUUAUUCAAUGGAUUCAUGCAUUUGGCAUGUGGUUUAUCGGUUGGAUUAACGGGCCUGGCCGCUGGCUAUGCAAUUGGCGUAGUUGGUGAUAUGGGUGUUCGAUCAUACAUGCAACAAUCACGAAUCUUUGUUGGAAUGGUCUUGAUAUUGAUUUUCGGCGAAGUCCUGGGACUAUACGGCUUAAUUGUCGCACUCAUUCUCAAUACCAAGAGCAGGGGUUAGAGAUUCAUUACCAGAAGUAAAUACUCUUUUCCGGUCAUACGACAACAUUAUUUGAUUAGAUAUGAGGUGAUGGCAUUGCUUGGAGUUUGGGUCGUGUAUAGUUUGUAACAAACAUGCCGCAAAUGUUUGAGAAUCGAUCACUGUGUACAACACCUUCGAAAACAAGCGCGAUUAUAAUCUAUCAACAAUCGGGCGGCGAAUUCGCGCUUCACAAAUUCUACUUGUCACACUUGCCUGAUCUCCGUUCAGUAUGCAUGCGCAAAAGAUAUCUCUCGCGCAGCAUACAAAUUCCACAGACUCAGAGGGGUUAUUCCAUUUCUAGUCAGGUGGGGUUUCCAUCAAGUUCUGUGUGGUUGUACACCAUCUUUAUCAAACAUUGUAUACUAUUCAAACCUUAUCAUUUCUUCUUGGUACACAUUUCCAACUGAUAGGGCCCGUCGGUGUUUCUUUGUGUUCUCUCGUGUAUUGUUCUACGUUGCCAGGCUAUCUCUUUCCGGGACUAGAUACCAUUUUGAUGAUGUCGAUGCACCUUACCUAGCAAUUUUUAUUCUAGUUGGGCGCCUAGUCGCAGAACAUGAGCAAGGCUUGAGUGCUGCAGCUAUCUGCGUUCAAAGGGGAUACUAUGAAGGUGUAGAAAGCACUGCCUGCCUUGCCUGUCCGGUCGUCGUUGAGAGGAGCGGUAGGAGAUAGAAAAAUGCAUGUAAUGUCAACUUUAUAUAUCUCCGAUCAAUCUUUCAAGGUCUUUUCGUGAAGGUGGUGACCAUGCAUGAUAUCCAACUCCAAAGCCAAAAACGAGAACUUGAUUUUGCAACGAAGAUGAACCAGGUUGACCUAAAGAUUUAACUCGGAACAACCGUGAUUACUCUGAAUAGAAACCCAACCUCUUUUUGAGUGUUAAGCUCAACUUGAAUGUUGCGUCAAACUAAUAAUGUACAGUCCACGAGUAUUAACCGUCUAUCAUCAAAUAAAUUCAAU